This is a messenger RNA of Puntigrus tetrazona (Sumatra barb), 2118 nucleotides long. RefSeq names its product probable ATP-dependent RNA helicase DDX56. Bases 87 to 1763 code for a protein of 558 amino acids. NCBI's taxonomy places the organism in Eukaryota, Metazoa, Chordata, Actinopteri, Cypriniformes, Cyprinidae. The transcript is spliced from 14 exons. The record is from RefSeq and is a predicted model, not a curated record. Gene Ontology annotation, cellular component: nucleolus. Gene Ontology annotation, molecular function: RNA helicase activity; nucleic acid binding; ATP binding.
UACUCCUCCGGUGCGGCGGGGGGAGCUGAGGCGCAGCGGGGAUUUAUGUCUUGCUCGUUUGUGCGCGCGGACGCACACGUGUGAAAAUGGAGGACGAUACGCUGCAGUUUCACGAGAUGGGCUUAGACGAUCGGCUGUUAAAGGCUCUGGCUGAUUUAGGCUGGUCUCAACCCACCCUGAUCCAGGAGAAAGCCAUCCCGCUGGCCCUCGAGGGCAAAGAUCUGCUGGCGCGGGCUCGAACCGGAUCGGGAAAAACCGCAGCCUACGCGAUCCCGCUCAUCCAAAGAAUCCUCGCGUCAAAACAGACCGUACGUGAGCAGGCCGUCAGAGCUCUAGUCCUGGUCCCGACCAAAGAGCUGGGCCAGCAGGUCCAGACCAUGAUCCGACAGCUCACUGCGUUCUGUGGCAGAGAAGUACGAGUGGCCAACAUCUCCGGGAAAGCAGAAAUAUCGGCUCAGAAGCCGAUUUUAAUGGAGAAGCCAGACAUUGUUGUCAGCACGCCGUCCCGUGUUCAAGCCCACAUCAACGCCCAAAACCUGCAGCUUCAGUCUUCGUUGGAGAUGCUGGUCGUUGACGAGGCCGACCUCAUCUUCUCGUUUGGGUUUGAGGCGGACUUGAAAAGCCUGCUGUGUCACUUGCCGAAGAUCUACCAGGCGUUCCUCAUGUCGGCGACUCUGAAUGAAGACGUCCAGGCACUGAAGGAGCUGGUUCUUCACAAUCCUGUGACUCUGAAGCUCCAGGGCUCUCAGCUGCCUGACAGCUCUCAGCUCCAGCAGUACAGCAUCCGGUGCGAGGAGGAGGACAAGUUCCUGAUCAUCUACACGCUCCUGAAGCUCGGCCUGGUUCGAGGGAAGUCGCUCGUGUUUGUCAGCGACGUGGACCGCUGUUACCGGCUCAAGCUGUUUCUGGAGCAGUUCAGCAUCCCUGCGUGUGUCCUGAACUCGGAGCUGCCCGUUCACUCCAGGUGCCACAUCAUCACUCAGUUUAAUCAAGGCUUCUACAAUUACAUAAUCGCCACAGAUGAGGAGGGACUGGAGAAUCCUGCUGGACCUUCCCAGAAAACGAAGACCAGCGAAGACAAGGGAAAGAAGAAAAAGAACUCUGGGAAGAAAGGAAAAGACAAGGAAUAUGGCGUUUCCAGAGGAAUCGACUUUCACAACGUGUCUAAUGUGAUCAACUUUGAUUUUCCCACUUCAGUUGAGUCCUACAUCCACCGUGUCGGCAGAACGGCUCGUGCGGAUAAUCCCGGGACGGCGCUCUCCUUCAUAUCACAUACAGAAAUUCCCACGCUCACACAGGUUGAAAACGCUCUUGCUGGAGACAACACACAUGACCAUGUUUUGAAGCCGUACGGGUUCAAAAUGGAGGAAAUCGAGGGAUUCAGAUACAGGUGUCGGGAUGCCAUGAGAUCGGUGACGAAGCAGGCGGUGAAGGAGGCCAGGCUGAAGGAGAUCAAGCAGGAGCUGCUCAAUUCAGAGAAACUCAAGACGUACUUUGAAGACAAUCCCAGAGACCUGCAGCUGCUGCGACACGACAAGGAGCUUCAUCCGGCCGUCAUCAAACCUCACCUGAAAAACGUGCCCGAUUACCUGGUCCCAGCAGCGCUGAAAAGUCUCGUCAAUCCUCUUAAACAGCGCAAGAAGAAGUAUAAAGCAGGCGGCGUGACGCUGACCAGCUUUAAAAAGAAUUUCAGAGGUAAAAACCCACUGAAGAGCUUUCGCUUCACGAAGAAGUCGUCUGCAAAGAAAGCUGGGAAAUCCUAAAGGCAGAAGAGCCUGUGAGACAUUGGAUGUUGAGGAAAAUCCUGACAUAUAACUCUUCUUGGGGAUAACUGUGACUGUCAUCCUGAACGACACGCUUGAGAUCAGAGUCCACCAGAAUCAGAGACAUCCUGUCUUAAUGAUUUUGUCGAAUACUGAAAGUUUAAUAUUGUAUUUUUCAUUAAUGCUAAGACUCUACUUCAUAAAGUGUCUUGUGUUCUGAUUUUGUUUAUAAAGUUUUAGCGCUGAAUAAUCUUCAAAAUAGGCUUAUUUUUAUUUUUCAUUUAAAUCUGAAUUUUAAAAAGUUACUUUUCAUUACUUGUUCUCAUUUUUCUUUAAAAGAAAAUUUAACUUGAAU